CCAGCUGUCAGACGCAGCCAGGAAGGACCGGCGUGACUUCACCACGAGCCUGCAAACUCUAGAGGGAUCCUAUCCCAGAGAUAAGAGGCUGGCAGACGAGACGGGACAGACGCAGGCAUGGCUCGCCUCAACUGGUGCCUGGCUGCCGUCAUCAGCUGGGGCAAGUUCCUCUUCGCCUGCUUCUUUCCUCUGCGGGGGGCCAAGCGAGACAAGCCCGACGAGCUGGAGGGCGUCCACACGCACCACUUCAAGCUGAAGCCAUUCAAGAAGGCCAAGAGUUGCGAUAUAUGCAAGCAGGCCAUCACCAAGGAGGGCCUCAUCUGCAAAGCGUGCAAGCUGUCCUGCCAUAAAAAAUGUGAAGUGAAGGUCACCACGUCAUGUCAGACAACCACCAACUAUGAGCUGCCUCCCACUCCUCAGCUGCCGUUAAAGCAUGUAGAUACACCGGGAUCGACGAGGUCCUGCAAGAGUGUGGAGAUUAGGCGAAAGCAGUCGAGGAGUCAGAGUGUGGUUCAGGCCAUGGAGGAGAGCUAUGAGGUGGACCUGGUCUACAUCACAGAGAGGAUGAUCUCUGUCUGCUUCCCCGCAGCCGCCGAGGAACGCAGCUACCUCGCCAACCUCAAGGAGGUGGCGACGAUGCUGCGGUCCAAACAUGGCGAAAACUAUCUGGUGCUCAACCUGAGCGAGCAGAGGGCUGAACUCUCAAAGUUAAACCACAAGGUUCUGGAGUUUGGCUGGCCAGACCACCACGCACCAGCGCUGGACAAGAUCUGCAGCAUGUGCAAAGCCAUCGACACGUGGCUGAACGGUGACCCGCGCAACGUAGUGGUUCUACACAACAAGGGCAACCGAGGACGAACAGGGGUGGUGGUGGCUGCGUACAUGCACUACAGCAACAUAUCCGCAAGUGCUGACCAGGCGCUGGACAGGUUUGCCAUGAGGCGCUUCUACGAGGACAAAGCACUUCCUGUGGGUCAGCCAUCACAAAAAAGGUAUGUUCAAUACUUCAACGGCCUUCUCUCCGGACACAUAAAGAUUAACAACAAGCCUCUGUUCCUGCAUCAUGUCAUCAUGCACGGCAUUCCCAACUUUGAGUCCAAAGGUGGCUGCCGUCCUUUCCUGAAGAUCUACCAGGCAAUGCAACCAGUCUAUACGUCAGGAAUAUACAAUGUUCAAGGAGACAGCAACACCAGUAUCUGCAUCACCAUUGAGCCCGGCCUGCUUCUGAAGGGAGACAUCUUGCUGAAGUGUUACCACAAGCGCUUCAGAAACCCGACCAGAGAUGUUGUGUUCAGGGUGCAGUUCCACACCUGCGCCAUCCACGACCUCGGGGUGGUUUUCGGGAAGAACGAGCUGGAUGAGACCUUCAAAGAUGAGAGGUUCCCAGAGUACGGGAAGGUGGAGUUUGUUUUCUCAUAUGGGCCGGAAAAAAUCAAAGGCCUGGGCCACCUGGAGAACGGGCCGAGCGUUUCCGUGGACUACAACACCCAGGACCACCUGAUCCGCUGGGACUCGUACGAGAGCUUCAACCAGCGCUGUGAGGACGUCGUGGACGGCGAGCACGAUGUUGGUCACACCCAGGGUCCCCUUGAUGGAAGCCUUUAUGCUCGAGUCCGCAAGAAAGACUCCCUGGAAGGAGUUGUCACCAUCAAUGGCCUCCCAGUCCAUGAAAAUCCCUUGACAAAUGCCGAGAACCCGUUAAGACAUCCCAACCACCCCCUUCAAACCACUGACCAGACCCUUCCUGUGACGGGCCACGCCUCCCUGCCUGCCGUUGACCACACCCUCUCCGUGAGCAGCGACUCUGGCAACUCGACUGCAUCCAUCAAGACUGAUCGUACUGAUGAGCACAGCCAGUCCUUACAGAGUGCCGUGAACCACAACAACCCAGCAGCGACCCACCCGCCACUCAGCCCACAGGAGAAAAGAGAACUCGACCAGCUUCUGAGUGGCCUCGAGGCACCAACCCGACAAGCCUACCUGUCCACGUCCACAAGUCCAGGAGGAGGUGUCCGGCACCUGGUCCCAGCGCAAGUGCACGUCAACGGGGGCCACACAAGGCUAGUUGCCGCCCCUUCAACAGAGGAGCGAGAGACUGAUAUUCUUGACGACGAACUGCCCAACAGUCAAGAGGGCAACAGUGUGGACAGCUUGGGCACACUUUCAUCCCUGGAGGGACAGGCAACCCCGGGUGACUUCUACCAAUCACAGACGCCCAUCAGCAGGCAGAACGACGGUCCUUACCUUGAGAGAGGUGUUCUUGGAGACAAGUUGAGCGGGAUGCCCGUGCAUGGAGUACGAACUCCCACGGUGAUGCAAGAGAUGUCUGUGGACUCUGCAUCACCACAGGGGGGAUACAGCAACUACCAGAACGGAGCAGGGAUGUACCGUUCACAGUCUUUUGGGAAUCCCCCAAACAGCAGCCCUGAGACCAACGCUAAACUGAUGCCAAGGGCUCCAGAGAGGAGCACCAGUAGCCGGGAGGCUGUUCAAAGAGGCCUCAAUAACUGGCACCAGUACAGCCUCCCAGAUGAUCCAUUCGGCCCUCCUCUUCAGUCAACCCAUAGCUUACCCCACUUCCCAACCUCAGCCUCCCAGCGGGACAUCGAGCAGUCCAUCGAGGCACUCAACAUGCUCAUGCUUGACCUGGACCCUAUCAACUCCCACAUGUCCAAGUCUCACAGUGCACCUCCUGGGGAGAACAGCCUCAAUUCAUCCCAGGUGCCCUUCUCCCAGACCCUUGCCAGACCCUCAUACCAAGCAGACUCUGCCAUCCAUGGUUACAAUAACUCCGGGUCCGUCAGCAACUCCCUUCAUCAGCCCAUGCGGCCGGCUGGGAGAGUCUCAGCACUGCCCAAUCAGAGCCCCGUUAUGGAGUCCCCGGUGUAUUCUCCCCAGAGGACCAACACCGGCUACCAACACCAAAACACCACACCGACACACACCCCAGAGCCCUACCUACACACACGCCAAGCAGCCCACCACUACCCCAACGACCCCUCCUCUAAUUACAACCAGCAGGUGCCAGGGAAGCUUGUGAACUCGUACCCAGGCAGUGGGGUUUCCCACUCCCCGGAUCUGCAGGGUUCCUCUCCCUAUCAAGGCUACAGUGCCUCUUCUUCUCCUCUCCCUGUUCUCACCCCACAGCCCAAGGAUACAUCUUCUUCAUCUUUGACUAGAGAACAAGAUGCAGAGGAGGAAACGCUUAAUUUGGAAGGACUGGUGGCUCACCGUAUCGCCGGGGUGCGCUCCAGAGGAAUGACCCCAGAAGUGACGCAGGAGACGGGUCGGCGUCGGACCACCAGCGAGGGACAGUACCAGAGCAGCCACGAAAACACGCCGAUGGUGGAUUCACCGGACUUCGCCCACAAUCUGGCCCUCAACCCGGGAGGAAGACCCAGAGAGGGUCCCAUGCACAGCUACCGGGAGGCGUUCGAAGACGACGACGCUGACAGCUUUGCCAACAGUCCUGCGUUCGGAGGAGGCGGUGGUGAGAUUUCCCCCCAGACCCCCAGCUUCCCUGUGUCGCCACAGACUCCUUACUUCAACAUGUCUCGCUCUCCUCCAGGUCUGGCCAAGACUCCUCUGUCAGCUCUUGGGCUGAAGCCUCAUCAGCAGGUUGGAUCAGACUCUGAUUCUAAUGACGGAGAGCCAGAUAAUCGCGGAUUCGGCGACUACAGAGCACAACAGUUCAACGCUCCUCUCUCCUCCAGCAGUCCCGUCCACGGCACCGAUGGACGGAGGAUUGGUUCUUCAGAUGUCGCCCCGCACAGCCCCAUCCCCUCCUACCACCACAGACCCGCCUCCCCUGAGGGCUCCCAGGUCAACAUCAUGGGCGUCCACACCGUCCCCGGCAGCCCCAACACCCUCCACCGCACAGUGGCCACCAACACGCCUCCGAGCCCCGCCCUCCAGAGACGCCUGGGUCAAGCCAGCCCCUCGCUGGGCAGACACCCGUCUCCAGGUGGCGUCCCCUCCAGCCCUCUGAUCGGCCGUAACCCUAAAACGGCAGGCGCUGGCGUGCCCCCAAGCCCUCUGAUGGGGCGCCGCACCACGGCGAGCGGCCACAGCACCCCUGAUGAGCUGGGGGCUGCUUCCCGUCAGGGGAGCGUCCUACCCUCCACGCCCGCCUUCCCCGUCUCCCCGCAGCUGCCGGAGAAGAGGCACAUGUCGAGUGGAGACGCUGAGAGGACGGACAACAAGAACCUGACGCCCACGCCGGCCAGCGGUGGCAGCACGCCAAACCUGUCUGGCACGCACACGCUCCCAGACGUCUCCAAGUCCAUAUAUGAUGGUUAUCCAGACAUUAAGAUGAAUGUUAAGUUCGUCCAGGACACCUCCAAGUACUGGUACAAGCCAGACAUCUCCAGAGAACAAGCCAUCAAUCUCUUGAAGGACAGGGAGCCCGGGGCGUUCAUUAUAAGGGACAGCCACUCCUUCCGCGGUGCCUACGGCCUGGCCAUGAAGGUGGCCUGCCCGCCGCCGACCGUCCAACAGAACAAGAAAGUUGGUGACCUGACUAACGAGCUGGUGAGACACUUCCUGAUCGAGACGAGCGCCAAAGGCGUCCGUCUGAAGGGCUGCCCCAACGAACCUUACUUUGGUUGUCUCUCCGCUCUGGUUUACCAACACUCCAUGACCCCGCUGGCUCUGCCCUGUAAGCUGAUGAUCCCCGCCAAAGACCCGAAUGAAGAAGCGCUGGAACUCGCCACACCCACCGAUCCAGUUGUUGAGCUUCUGAAGCAGGGAGCAGUUCAGAAGGUUCCCGAGGAGGCUCAUGCGUGCAACGUCCUCUACAUAAACUCUGUGGACAUGGAGUCCCUCACGGGGCCUCAGGCCAUCGCCAAGGCCAUCACUCAGACGCUGGCCACCAACCCCCUCCCUGACGCCACCACCGUCCACUUCAAGGUGUCGACGCAGGGCAUCACGCUCACCGACAGCCAGAGGAAGCUCUUCUUCAGGCGACACUAUCCCAUCAACACGGUAACCUACUGUGACACUGAUCCCCAGGACAGAAAAUGGGGCAAAGAAGGAGGAGGCUCAGUAAAGCUGUUCGGAUUCGUCGCGAGGAAACAAGGAAGCACAACAGACAAUGUCAGCCACCUGUUCGCCGAGCUGGACCCGGAUCAGCCCGCCUCCGCCAUCGCCAGCUUCGUCUCCAAAAUGAUGAAGCGGUGAAACACCCCGACGCCCGAAUGGCAGCGGCCAUUUUGAAAUCUUGCGUCUUUCUUCGCCAGGACUCGACGAUGUCCUUCUUUUUGCGUUUCCUGUCGGUUUGUCUCUGUUUCCCUUCUCUCUUUUUUUCUCUCUGCCUUGCUGGUUUGUCUUUUUUGGAGAGGGAGGAGUCUCUGUUUGAAGGAUUUUGAGUGCCGAUCCAGAGUGGAGCUAGAGGAUGUGCGGUGUGGAGCCGUGAACGUGACAAACAUGGAGGCCGUCGAAGGGAGAAAAUUUACUCACAGGGUCGCCUGUGCUAGAAGAGAAAUGCUAGUUAAAAGACUAAAGGAACAAGGCUAAGUUCAGUCGGGGAACACGUAAGGACUCGUACGUUUCAGGGUUUUCUGUUGUCGUUUUUGUUGAUUGAUUUACCAAAGGUAGUUGCAACACAAGUGCAAGAAUGAUGUAGCUAUUAAGCCAUUAUUAUUUCCUCUUUUCAAAAGAUGAAGUGUCGAACAAAAGAGAAAACAAAAAAAACCUAAAAGAAAAGAAAUACGGUUUCUUCUUGAACUCGUCUUCAGGAAAAAAGUUGGCCUUGACGGCUUUUAGCAAAACAGUGUCUGAAGACGUUAUGCAUGUUAGCUUGAUCUUUAAGCUUGGUUCUUCUACCUUCCACAGGAAAAAAAAAACAAAACAAAACAAAAAAAACUCAUUGUGAAAUCCUUGGAGUGGGUCAUAUCCGGGUCUGUUGUGUGUUGGAAAGGGCUCUGCAGUGAAAACACGACUGAUCUAAACUGCGCAUAGCAGACCAGACUCCAGGAAACAAAAGAAAAACCCAACAAAAAAAAACAAAACAAGAGAACAAGAAAAGAAAAACGCCACGCUAAGGUCACCGCACUUUGUGUCAGUGCAGCCACACUUGCAUCACCUCCGCGUCCAAGCCUGACCUCUCUCUCUCUCUCUCUCUCUCUCUCUCUCUCUCUCUCUCUCUCAAAAACUUGUUGGAUUUUACUUUGCAAGCUCCCGACAGCAUGGCCGCCAGAGAGAGGAAGACUGUUCGUCCACAAGAUGGCGCCACUCACUCAGGCUUGGACUCUAAUCCCGCCCCUUCAGCCCUCUUCCCCCUCUUUUCCCCAGACUCGCCCAUCACCAACUGCUUGCAGUAGUGGAUCUGUUGAUAGACGCUGCCACUGAAACACACUGGAGAUCACCAGGGACUGGCCCAAUGACCUGGACCUAUGCACUGUUCUUUAUGCAUGUUGUUGUCCCGAGGAAAAAAAAAAAAGCAAAAAAACAAACAAAAAAAAUGCACCCUCCCCUCCCUCAUAGCUACAUUCAACAUCACUGAAAACAUUCUAUGCUUCGUGCUAAAAACGACUUUAAAAACCUUUAGACAAGCACACCGAGGUUGUACGACUUGUCAAAGACUGCAUGAAAUAGACAACAUUUUUGUACUCUUCCUCACAGAGUCCUGAAAAAGAACGUAGACAACCCAUUGUUGAAGUAGUCACAUGAUGGUGAGAUGCUAUAUUUUUACUUUUUCUUUUAUUUUCAUUUGUUUUGUUUUUUUGUUUUGUUUUGUUUUGUUUUGGUCCAUUUGAGCCAGGGUUACCUUUCACUGUAUCCAAGACAGUCCAGUCUAUGUUUGUUUCUUUUUUUUCUUUUUUUUUCUUUUUUUUUUUUCUUGGUUCCACAGUGUCGUCAAAAUUUAGAGAGACGUUUUAGGGGCAAAUAAGGAAAAAAUAUUUGAAAAAAAAAAAAGAAAGAAAGAAACAACACAAGGAGUUUCCACACUGUGCGCAAAUGCCUGCUUGUUGAACACACGCUCAACCAUUCACAAUAAGCUAAGGAAAAUUGAUAUUGAUAUAAAUGUACAUAGAUAUACUACUUUGAAAGGUGACAUAGCGAAAAAGUAUUUAUUUUUGUUGCUUUGGUCCCUCAUGAUUACUCAUAUAUACAUAUAUUGUACAGUCUAGAUAAAAGAAGAUUACCUAAUGGGGUUGAGAAAAAAAAAUAUAUACUUAUUUUGGCUAAUGAUUUCAAAGUCUGACGAUUUUGAAAUGUGUUUGAAUAUAUGGUGUACAUUACUUUGUACAUGUAUAUGUUUCUUUCUUGGCUUGUCAUGUUUCCUCAUUUGUUUUUUUUUGUUUUGUUUUGUUUGCGUUCUCUCAGAACGAGGUAGGGCAUGAAUGAGAUAGAAGUCUGAACUGCAUGGACAAGAAGCAUUCGAGAGCGUUUUUUUUUUUUUUUUUUUCUUCCCCCCGCCGCCGGGGAGGGAGACCGAAUGCGUCGUAGCCGGUAGAUUUUAAGGUUAAAAAGACAACGCCGAUUUUAGGCGGGGAACAAAAAAAAGAGGGGGGGGGAAGCACGGUAAAGCUCAGCAGCCAACCUCAGAUGCAAUAUGAAAACAGCUGUAUGCACCUCAUGACAGUCACCAUUUAUAAUUUUGCCAAAGAUUCAAACACUUUACACAUCUAUGCUGACUGGCUGCAUGUCGCUUUUUUUUUUUUUUUUUUUAUGUUUCGACUGCUACUCAGCUUCCAUUUUUUGUUUUUUCUUGUCGUUUUUUUCUGGGGUUUUUUUUUUUUUCACAUUAGCAGCAAAAUUUAAAGAGCCGGUACACACAGACGUUUGUCGCUGUCAGUCCUUUGAAUUUUACAAGUGAGACGGGAGGAAAAAGAAAAAAAGAAAGAAGAAAAAAAGUAUGGGAUUUAGAAAAAAAAAGGUGUUUCCAAAAAUGUGUCCGCCUCCAUCGAGAAACCAGAGCAACGCCCCAACUGGAAGUGUGUAAACGAAGCACUUAUAUUCACAAUACUGAACGAGGAGUGACAUAAAUUCCAUGUGGGUGUCAAAGUGCUGGAGGUUAAACAAAGUGAGACGUUUUUCUCACCGUGAUGCGAACAAAGCUCGACAGCUGCAGCUCUGUCAGACUGCCAAAGGUUGUGUUUUUCUUCGGCCCUCUCGGAAAAAAAAAAAAAAAAAAAAGUCAGCUAAUGAUUUAUUUAUUCUUAUUUAUUGUUUGUUUUUUUUUUCUUUUUUCCUGACAAAUCCUGCUUCAUCGUCGCAUUAUCGCAGUUUUUUAGAUGGAGGAAUGUACGGCGGCGCUCGGGCUGAAAGCGGAGAGGUACGGCGCCGUUGAAGCGUUUUGGAAAGUUUAAAAAAAUAAAUAAAUAACUCCACUAAAUUCAAAUUGCGUCGUACCUGUUGGCUUUGAGUCGAGCGUCGCCUUGUUUCAGCGAAAAAGAAGUGAUUUCUGUGACCCGUAUGUACAGAUGGGACUUGUUGUAUGAAUGUGCUACUAUGGAUGUACAAAAGGGUCUCAAAUUUUGUUUGCGCUUAUCAUUUACAUUAUAUUGUCAUGGCUUACCUGUUCCUAAGGAGAAAAAAAAAAACAUUAAAGCAAUACAAAUCAGUUACAUUAAAGCUAUGUGGGUGUUCA
Acanthopagrus latus (yellowfin seabream) is the source of this 8593-nucleotide messenger RNA. It is a transcript of the gene tns1a, whose product is annotated as tensin 1a. The coding region runs from base 118 to 5178 and encodes 1686 amino acids. The record is from RefSeq and is a predicted model, not a curated record. Lineage: Eukaryota; Metazoa; Chordata; Actinopteri; Spariformes; Sparidae. Gene Ontology annotation, molecular function: protein binding. The transcript is spliced from 35 exons. Gene Ontology annotation, biological process: fibroblast migration.